GGGCCUCCUGCCCUGCCUCUCCACGGUUGCGAAGGAACGGCCGCGGGCGGGCGGAGGGGAGAAAGGGCGCAGACGGGGCCCUGGGCGGGGAGGCUCCUCCUCUCUCCUCCCGCGGAGAAGCCAUGGCUCUCCUGGGCCGCCUGGGAGCCCUCCUGCAACGGGCCGUGGAGACGGUGAGCGGCGGGGCGAGGGAGCGGAGCUGGGCUAGCGGAGCUGGGCUGGCCGCUUGGCUCCCUGACUGGCUGGCCGGCUGGUCAAUCAACUGAUCAGGGAGCUGACUGGCUACCUGAUUGGUUAUCUGGCUGGCUGGCCACCUGGCAAACGAAUUGAUUGGUUGGCUGGCUGGCUGGCUGGCUAAGAAGCUGACUGUCAGGCUACCUGGCUGGCUACCUGACUACCUGAUUGGUAGUCAGGUACAAAUCUGAGGUUCUGCCCCCCUAACAAAAGCCUGCCCCCCCAAACAAAAAUCCUGGCUAUGCCCAUGUUGGUUGGCUCUCUGGCUGGCAGGCGACCCACUCAGGUGGGGUCAGGGAUGGAGCUCAUUCCUUAGAAAACCACUUCCCUCUUUGUUCCCAUCUGCCUGUCCUUUCAGGGUGGGCUGAGGAGCAGGACCAGAUUUAGGUUUGAUGAGGCCCUAAGCUACCGAAGGUGAUAGGGCCCUUUCUAUGUCCAACUGUCCUUUGUCAACAACAAACUGUCACUGUUUUUUUGUGUUGAAUACAGUGGUUCCUCUGGUUGUGGACGGGAUCCGUUCCAGAGCUCCGGUCAGAUCCCGAGGUUUCAGCAACCGGAGGUGCCGCUUCUGCGCAUGCGCGCAACGUGAUAGAGCAUUUCUGCGCGAGCGGCAAAACCCGGAAAUAUACUUCCGAGUUUGCCACUUUCGCAACCCAAAGUUUACGUUACCCGAGGGCAACAUAAGCCAAGGUUCUACUGUAUAUGCUAUAUGCUAAUUUAUGGACCUAAUAGGUAUCUAAAGACAUUUGCACAUAACAAAAUGUAUUUUAUCAAAGUAAUUGUUGAACUGAAAUACAAUUAAGAAGUAGUAUUGGGGGGGGGCAAGAGAGUGGGGCCCUAAGCUAUAGCUUGUUUGGCUUAUAUGUAAAUCCAGCACUGCUGAGGAGGCAUAUAAGCAAGGGAACAGCGUGGGCCUUUCCCCUCACAGCAGCUUUCUUCUCUCCCCCCGCCCACAGGAGGAGCCACGUCUGGACCUCCCGGCCGCCUUCACGGACCACUGGAAGGGCAUCACCCAGUAUUACCUGGAGACCACCGGUAGGAACCCCUGUGGCCAUGAAUGCCAGCACUCACUCCCUUUUGUGUGCAGCCACACCUCGCUUUUCUUCUUGUUGAGCCGUUGCUACUUCCUUUACCGUUGCUCUUACUGUUGAUUGAAGGAAACGCAAAGCUUAUGGUACACAGUUAUUUUAUGGAGGUGGAGGAAGUUUCUUAGAUUAAGUUAGUUGUGAUUCCUGCAUUGCAGGGGUUUGGGCCAGAUGACACUUUGGGUCCCUUCUAACUCCACAAUUCUAUGAUUCUGUGAAUGUUCUUUACCGAAGGAAGGCAGGUGACAUGUAGGCUGAAAGGGAAAAUAAUAUCUUUGUGGCCCAAGUUGUCCAGACCUGUCAGACCGGUGUGGCACACAUUCAAAUGAGGCUAUAUAUGGAGUUGAGAUGCUUAUCUCCCACCUUCCUGCCCAAAAAGUACCCUGGAGACACUCUUAUCAAAAUGAUAAUAAAUCUUUCCUUUAAAAAAAACAAACAAACGAUGAAAUCAAGGUGAGGAAAGGGGAAUCUAUAGGGACAGAAUGGGCUAGUUUUGUUUUCUGCCAUUUCCCCCUUUUAAGGAUACAUGACAUCUUUUGGAUCCAACUGACAUUUCCGAAGAACUUUGAAAGGCAGGAGUAUAUGAUGAUAGUAUGAGAAAAUGCCGUAGAGUGGGCCAGUCCUUGUUUUCCAAGAGGGAACCACCCUGUUGUUUUGCAAAAGGGCAAGUAGAAAUACUUGUAUAAAUAAAAUUAUGGAUAAAAGCCAGUUAACACUGGCAAAAAACAAAUCCUGGCCCAUAAAUCAGCCUCCACCUGUGUGGUGUCCUCGAGAUGUUAAUGAACUGCUACAACUUCAUCAUCCUUGACCUCCAGUCUUGCUGACUUGGAAUCUGGAGGUUGGGGAAAGCUGCUACAGAGCUUCUGGGAUCAGAGUCUGGUUGAGAUCCUUUAGCCCUAUUCAGAAUUUGCCAUGCAGUUGCAGAGAGGCCUGCAGGUAUUAGUUCUGGAUAUUUAUUUUUAUUACAUUAAUAUCAGACCCUUCCUUCCAAAGGAGCCCAGGGGAGCAAACAACAAGGAAGAAAGCAAAAACAUAUUAAAAUGUUUUUAAAUGAUGCUGUUCAACCAUCUUUUCAGUGCUUGGGUAAAGGAAUGAAUGAGAUCCCUGUGUCUGAUGAAAAACGGGUGAGUGGGUAUGCUUGUGACAAGCUGAUUGUCUUUUCUCAAGAUGAAAACAAGCCGGCAAAAGAAACGGACAUCCCCUGGCGCUUGAAACAGAUGCUAGAUAUCCUAGCGUACGAGGAAAAGAAGCAGCCAUCGGGGGAGACAGGACCCUGUUUGGAGUACUUGCUUCAACACAAAAUCCUGGAGACCCUCAGCACUCUGGCAAAAGCAGAGGUACCACAGCUUCCCUUCUGAGGCAGUCCUGUACUUUCUGCUGUCCCUCCUGCCCAAGCAGUGUCUGCUUUGCUGAAAUGCAAUAGGAGCAGGGCCUUUUUGGCAGUGGUGCCACUGGCUACAGGCAUGAUUCUCACUUUGCAUGGAGGAGUCAGGCAGUGGAAGAGAAUUGCAUGCCCAGUUUAAGGGGUUCCACAGAGGAUGCCUGGUCUGAGAGCCCCCCAAAAUCCUGUUGCUGGGUUUAUCUUUUAAGCCAAGGAUGGGGAACCUGUGGCACUCCAGGUACUGUUGGAUUGUCCGCCCCAGCCAACAUGGCCAGUGUACCUCCCAUGUACUGUUCAUGAGGCAGAAACAGAAGCAAGCUUUAAACACCUCCUAAAGAUCCAUCUCUUUAAGCAGGCACUCCCGGCCUCUUAAGAGUCAUCACGUGAUCCUACCAGAUUAUUUAUUGAUGUUUAACUGAAUGUUUUAUUGAUGGCUUCUCUGUUUUUACCAAUGUAUUUCUUUUUAUUUUUGGUUUUAAAUGUUGUAUAGACAUUUUUCUUCUUUAAAUCAUCUUACCGUGUUUUACGUUAACCGCUUAAAGAUUUUACGUACUAAGUGGUAUAUAAACAUUAUUGAUGAGGAUGAUCAUAGAACUCUCCUGCAGAAUAAAUUCAACCCACAGGCACCUUUUCUUUUUCUUUAUCUAUUCAAGUAGGUGUUUGGAGGCAGCAGCUAGGCAUAACUCGAAGGGCUGUUGCUGGGCUAUUUUAUGCUUUCUGGGUUGUUGUUGUUGUUGUUUGCAAUUUUAGGGUGCUUAAUUGAACUCCUAAUUUUUGGCGUUGUGUUUUAUUUUGCUGUUCUCACUGACUUGUCUGAGUCAGUCUCAAGGCUCCUUGAGACCUGGUGGCAGGAGGGACAGGGCAGGAUCUUCCGAAGGGACCCUCUGUAGCAGUACUCUUGUCUCUCUUCUGAUCCCCAGUAUCCCACGGGGAUGAGGUCUCACGUGCUCCUCUUCUUCAGCCGCUUGCUGGGACAAAUGCAGUGCCCUCUGCUGCAUUACCUGAACGUGUACAGGCCUGUCCAGGUGAGUUCCUUUCUGCUGAGCCAGCCAGGGUUCGUCUGAGUUGCCCAUGCCAAAGAAGGCAAUUUCUGGCACUCCCCUCUCCGUCAAAUCUGGUGAAAAUUCCAAUUAGCAUUGUACUCUCUGCUGACAAAGAAAAAUCAAAUUCUGUGCCAAGGCAACUCAAGUUCUGCUACAAUUGCAGGAUUCCAUUUUCGAAAACAAAGCAGACUUGCAUGUUUUCUCUUGGUUCGCGUGAUUCUGAGCCCUGGGCUCAAAACUCUUUUGGUUACAGUAAGAUUGCAUCUUAUGUGUGGGUUUGAUGUAUAAAAACUCUUUUUGCAGCGGGUUUUCCCUGCGCAAAAAAAGUUAUUAAUCUCUCCAACUUGCUUGCAUUUAACUUGCAGGAUUUCAGCCAGUGGACUUCAACCCCGUAUGGUUGAAAUUGAGCAUCUUAAAUGUGUGUAAGAUGCGAUUGUAAAAGGUAAAGGGACCCCUGACCAUUAGGUCCAGUCGUGGCCAACUCUGGGGUUGCGGCGCUCAUCUCGAUUUAUUGGCCGAGGGAGCCGGCGUACAGCUUCCGGGUCAUGUGGCCAGCAUGACUAAGCCGCUUUCUGGCGAACCAGAGCAGCGCACGGAAACGCCGUUUACCUUCCCGCCGGAGUGGUACCUAUUUAUCUACUUGCACUUUGACGUGCUUUCGAACUGCUAGGUUGGCAGGAGCAGGGACCGAGCAACGGGAGCUCACCCCGUGAUGGGGAUUAGAACUGCCGACCUUCUAAGCUCUGUGGUUUAACCCACAGCGCCACCCACGUCCCACAAGAUGCGAUUGUACUGUAUUCUUAAAGCAUCUUUCUACCCAUUUGCUCCUUGGAGCCACUGCUACCCUCACCCACCCACCCGCUGUCCUUCUACAGAAACUCCUCCACCUUGGGAACGACGCGCUAGGCUCUGAGCCUGAGAAGGAAAUGAUGCAGCUUAUUGCUGCCCUGUGUACCAAGAUCAAACAGGAUCCGGCCCUGCUGCCCUACGUCCUAGAGGUGAGGGACUCUUGGAUCUGCUUGCACCCAGGUGCCAGUACAUCUUUUAACAGUCUGAGACAGACUGCAGAGUGCUCUGUUUUUGCAAGGUCUGUAUGUGCGUGGAUGACCUUUAAAGCCCUAAACGGCCUCGGUCCAGUAUAUCUGAAGGAACAUCUCCACCCCCAUUGUUCUACCCGGACACUGAGGUCCAGCACCGAGGGCCUUCUGACGGUUCCCUCCCUGCGAGAAGUCAGGUUACAGGGAACCAGGCAGAGGGCCUUCUCAGUAGUGGCACCUGCCCUGUGGAACGCCCUCCCACCAGAUGUCAAAGAGAACAACAACUACCAGACUUUUAGAAGACAUCUGAAGGCAGCCCUGUUUAGGGAAGCUUUUAAUGUUUGAUGUAUUACGGUAUUUUAAUAUUUUUUGGGAAGCACCCAGAGUGGCUGGGGAAGCCCAGCCAGAUGGGCGGGGUAUAAAUAAAUAAUUAUUUAUUAUUAUUAUUAUUAUUAUUAUUACAGAAAUACACAUGCCUGAUCUUUUAUUGCUUUAUUUUCAAAAGUUAUACAGCAUUUACUCAACAGAAAUUAUCUUAAGUCAGUGGUUCCCAAACUGUUCUCUCCUGGCCAGACCACUUAAAAAUUGCUGAGAGUCUUGACAGACCACUUACCGUAUUUUUCGCUCUAUAGGACGCACCUUUUCCCCUCCAAAAAUUAAGGGGAAAUGUGUGUGCGUCCUAUGGAGCGAAUGCAGGCUCCUUGGCUUCAGCGAUAGCAACGCGAAGCCUCUGAAGCACAGAGGGAGCGCUCCCCCCGCGCUCCGGAGGCUUUGCGUUGCUUUCGCUAUAGCCGCCUGAAGCCCCCAGAGCGCAGCGGGACUUUCCGCUGCACUCCGAAGGCUUGCGGAUAGCCGCCUGAAGCCUGGAGAGCGAGAGGGGUCGGUGCACACCGAUCCCUCUUGCUCUCCAGGCUUCGCUGGAGAGGCGCUGCACAGUUUUCCCUCUCUGCGCAGCGCCCCUUCAGUGAAGCGGGACGAGAAAUGGAAGGGGCUCCAUUUCUCCUGCUGCUUCGCUGAGCAGAGAGGGGGAGAAUUUUUUUCCCCUGUUCUCCCCCUCCUAUGGUCCAGUGCGUCCUGUAGAGCGAAAAAUACGGUAAUUCUUUUCCUGCCUGUUGCCACAGUUGUUCUGUGUGUGUGUGUGUGUGAGAGAGAGAGAGAGAGAGAGAGAGAGAGAGAGAGAGAGAGAAUGAAUCCCCAGUGCUCCCAAAUCAUGCACACCAAGCAGACCUUUCAUGCUGGGUCCUCAAAUCAAGCAGUGUAUGAAUUGUAUGAAAUAGCUAACUCAUUUUGUUUUUGGAAUCAAGCGGUUUACUCAUUAUUUGAAGGGGCUCAGUGGGUGUUGCUUUCUGCAGUGGGUGCUCAGCUGCAAAGCUCAGGUUCAUUCCAAGCGUGUUGAUCAGGCAUAGGCAAACUCGGCCCUCCAGAUGUUUUGAGACUACAAUUCCCAUCAUCCCUGACCACUGGCCCUGUUAGCUAGGGAUGAUGGGAGUUGUAGUCUCAAAACAUCUGAAGGGCUGAGUUUUCCUGUGCCUGGUGUUGAUUGUGGAGGAGCCACCUAUGGGUUGGACCCCUCUGGGGCAUUGUGUCUUUGCUUGAUUUCCCGCCUUAAGCCCAGCAUGCCAAACAGGGAUAAUGUAGCCAGAUUCUCCCCCCAUUUUCAAGGGCAAGAAUGUGGCGAGUGGGCAGAAACUGGAUCAGGCCUUCCAACCUCAGGGAGCAACAGCAGAGCCUGCCUUGGACCCUGUAGAGCAGGACAGAAGACUUUGCCCAGAGGAAGCUUCCUGCGAGGUGCGGCUUGUGGAACCAGCCUCCUCUGCCCCAAACCUGGUGACCUCCCUCAUCAGCUUGUGCAAGAGCAAGGUACAGGGCCGUGGGGUGGGGCGUACGCUGCCUCUUGCUAGGGCAGGUGGAGAAGGUGAGACUUCAUAUCAAGGAGGGGCUUCAGGAGCGUUGUUUUCUCUCCCUUGCAGAAGAGGAAGGUUGCCCUCAAAGCUCAGGAGAACCUUCUGCUGCUAACCAGCAUCGACCAUCAAGCAGCUGCCCUGGCUCUGGCGCGAGACAGCAGGCUUUGCCCCCUGGUGGCUGACCACCUCUGCACACUGUGCGAUGCUAUCCCAGCCACUGUCAACCCUGCCGAUGUCACCACGCUUCAGCCAGUCAGCUGGAGGUAAAGAUACCCCCAGAGUUUGGUUUGUUUUUUUAAAAAAAGUUUUUAUUGGUUUUCCAAAAAUUUUAAACAAACAAACAAACAUAAAUCUUAACUGUACUUAAUCCAUUCUUCAUAACAUUUUUAGGUGACUUCCUCUAAUCCCUCUGGCUGAGUUUCAGUAUAUAUCUUUGUAACAGUUUUUCAAAACCAAAUUUCUCAUAAGAUUAACUUAACCACUUAACAUCAUUCUUUCUUUUCAUUUUAACUUUAAACAUUUUAUUCUCUAACAUCACAUAUUUAAAUCCUAAGCCUAUCUGAUAUUUGCAAAUUUUCCCAAUUAAGUUAUCUUAACAUAUCUAACUAAAUUUCAUCCAUUCAUUCUGGUACUCCUCCUCCUUCUGGUCGCGGACUCUUCCAGUCAGGUCGGCUAGCUCCGAAAAGUCCAUCAUCUUCAUCUGCCAUUCAAGAUACCCCCAGAGUUUUGGGGCCACAAGGAGGCCUAGACCUUGGUCCUUCUCCAGCAAGUGAAGUGGCCUAGCUGGUUUUGCAUGGCUUGUUCCCUGGGAACCAAGGAGCCCUCAUUGGGGCUGUUUAGGAGGAAGUAUUGCUUCUGAAGACCAGAUGCUAGACACCCCAGGAGGGGAGGGUGCGCUUGUGCUUGGAUCCUGCUUGCACGUUUCCCCUUUGGGAAUCUGGUUGGCCGCUGUGAGAAGAGGAUGCUGGACUAGAUGGGCCAUUGGCCUGAUCCCACUGGGUUCUUCUUAACAUUCUUAUGGAUGCAGGUUUCUCCCUCCCAGCCCACAAGUCUCCAUAAAUCCAUACACCCUUCUGUAAAAAAACCAACCAACCAGCUUCCAAAUGCAAUGCUGCCAAUUAAUAAUUACCGUAUUUUUCGCUCCAUAAGACACACCCGACCAUAAGAUGCACCUAGUUUUUAGAGGAGGAAAACAAGGAAAAUAAAUAUUCUGAACGAAACAGUGGAUCUAUGAUUUUUGUGGUUCAUGCUGUGGCCACAGACAUGAUAUGUGAUCUGACGGUGAGUUUGGGGUAGCCAAAUGCAAAAAUCCUGAGAAUCCAUGUGGAUCUAUGCUUUGUAACCACAUUUUUGCGCCAUUGCGGCCCCACAAACAGUGGAUAUGUGAUUUUUUUAGUACAGGCUGUAGCCAUGGACAUGCUAUGUGAUCUGAUGGUGAAUUUGGGGUGACCCAACGCAAAAAUCCUGAGGAUCCAUGUGCUUUUACCUCCUCCCUCCCAGGCAGCCUCCUUUAUCUCUAGAGUCCCUUAUCUCCCUACCCAAUCGCUUGCUGAUCAGCUGUUCAGCGGCUUUGUUUCAACAUCCCCUUGCCUCUUUCUAAAAAAAAAAAGCGCAAUCUGUUUUUUUACCCCUGGGCAAUUCAGCUCCAGGGACCACGCAUUCGCUCCAUAAAACCCACAGACAUUUCCCCUUACUUUUUAGGAGGAAACAAGUGUGUCUUAUGGAGCAAAAGAUACGGUACAUUGAAAAUAUGACAACAUGUUAAACGACAUUUAAUUGAGGGCACAGAGUAUUUGGCACCAUUAAGACUCAAGCUUGUACUGAAUCGGUACUAGAUUCCCUAUCAAGACUUGGACUGGGAGAGACACUGCCAGAGUCAUUCUAGAUGGUGCCAGGCCCUGGGGAGGUUUCCUUUUCUUCCUCCCUCCAAACAAUGCCUGGCACUGCUACUGAGUGGGGAUAACAGCCCGCCCACCCCCACUAUAGGUCUUGGGGUCCCAGUGCCCUCCUUUCAGCAUUAACUGUGCCUGCGUGAUAUCUGGCACCGUGGGGAAACAUUCCCCCAUUUACAUAUACAGUGGUACCUCGGGUUACAUAUGCUUCAGGUUACAUACGCUUCAGGUUAUAGACUCCGCUAACCCAGAAAUAGUACCUCGGGUUAAGAACUUUGCUUCAGGAUGAGAACAGAAAUUGUGCUUCGGCGGUGCGGCAGCAGUGGGAGGCUCCAUUAGCUAAAGUGGUGCUUCAGGUUAAGAACAGUUUCAGGUUAAGAAUGGACCUCUGGAAUGAAUUAAGUACUUAACCCGAGGUACCACUGUAUAUUUCAAUAACUUUUUAUUGAUUUUUUUUGUCACAAAAGUAAUACAGAGACUUUCACAUGGGCAAGGAGAGCCAGUAUGGUGUAGUGGUUAAGAGCAAUAGACUCGUAACAUGGGGAACCAGGUUCGCUUCGCCGCUCCUCCACAUGCAGCUGCUGGGUGACCUUGGGCUAGUCACACUUCUUUGAAGUCUCUCAGCCCCACUCACCUCAGAGUGUUUGUUGUAGGGGAGGAAGGGGAAGGAGAAUGUUAGCCGCUUUGAGACUCCUUCGGGUAGUGAUAAAGCGGGAUAUCAAAUCCAAACUCUUCAAGGGAAAUAACAGUACAAUAGCAUCUUAUGCACAAUUAACAUGCACAAUUUCAACCUUGUGUGGUUUAAAGCUGGCUGGUUGAAAUUGUGUAGAUUAAAUGCAGGCAAGGUGGAGAGCUUAAAAUUCGUGGUUUUUUGCACCGGGUUCUCCCGGCGUUGAAAGAGCUUUCAAGUGCUCUGUCUUUCAAGAUCUUCAAAGCUCUCUGCCUUGCUAGGGGAGUAAGUCCUGUUCGGUGCACCAGCUCUGGAAGAUAAGGAUUCUCAUGUGGGGGCAGGUUUGAAGGGGUUAGUUCAGGUAUACGUGUUUUUGCAUAUAUCUGUGAUCCCUGGAACUUAACCCCCACGCAGAAUGCAACCGUACUUUAAAGCUGAAGAGCGUAUGAUUGAAAAACUGGUAUACGCAGAGAUACAGUGGUACCUUGGUUCUCGAACUUAAUCCGUUCCAGGAAUCCAUUCAACUCCCGAAACGGUUCAAAAACCAAGGCGCGGCUUCCAAUUGGCCGUAGGAGCUUCCUGCACUCAAUCGGAAGCUGCAUAAGCCAUGUCGAACGUUCGGCUUCCGAAAAGCGUUCACAAACCGGAAUGCUCACUUCCGGGUUUGCGGUAUUCAGGAGCCAAGCCAUUCAGGAACCAAGGUACUACUGUAAAACUGACUUUCAGUGAAUGUCAGGCAAAGUACACACCUCCCUCCCUAUUCUGUGUCUCUAUAACCCAAACUAGUCUGUUUUGAAGCUGUUAGACUUAUUUUGCCUCUCACUCUCAAUCUGCCUGACGAGAUGUUCGGACAGAUCAGUGCUCCAUACAUUGCUGAACUGUACCUCUCGCCCUUCCAGGCUUCAGGGCAGCUGCAUUGAGGAGAACGCCUUCCCAGGCCAGGCCAGCCUGGAGGCUUUCUUUGCCUGGCUCGAUCUCUGUGAUUGCCUAGUGAAAGAGGCGCACCCGGUAAGAGACCUCCUGCUGAGAACUCACUCUGAAACUCACCUACAGGUGGUACCUAACACCAAGGAAACUAGAGUUAAUACGCCCAGGAACCUCACCAAAAUGCUAGAGAGGGUGCACCUCCACAGGCACAUACCUCCACAUGUGGUGGGAGUGCUCCAAAAUCCAACUAUUCUGGACAAUAGCCAUACAAGAAAUAUGUAAAAUAACUAAGCAGGUAUUAGAAAUCACCCCAGAACUGGCCCUACUAUAUUCCAAGACAAUAAUGCCCACUCAUAUAACAAAGAACUCAUAGCCCACCUACUCUCAGCAACCAGAAAUGUCAUAGCCAGACACUGGAGAGACCUGUCAAGAGUAAGCAUGGACCAAUGGUACCAAAUAGUAUGGGAAACAGCCCUACUAGAAAAUUUAACCGAUAAACUGAAACUGACACGGGGACUAAUAGAAGACGAUGCCUUCACCCCAAUAUGGCUCCCCUUCAUCACAUACCCAGCCCAACAAGACAACGACAAGAAUCUACCAACAGCAUGCAAAUCAAUAUGGCUAACCUGAUCCAAAACACCCACCCACCCCACUCAGACACAAAAACAAAGAUCACCCCAGCCAACCACAAAUGAACAACCACACCCUAGGCCAACCCCAACUUCUCUCACCACCAAAGGAACACAAGUGAAUAGCAAAGAGAACCUGCACAAGCAACACUGACACAAAAACCCACACAUACAUUAAGCAAAACAGAAAUAUCGCCUCCCGACCUCACCCACCAUGGCCCCUCCACCUCUUCUCCCCUUUUUUCUUCCUAAUGUAACCUUAAUGUCUCAACAAAUGAAACUGGCCUAUGGAAAAUGUAACUUGAAAAAAGAGGCAUUGCGCAUACCUUUGUAAACCAAGAAAACUUUAAUAAAAUAUUUAAAAAGGAAGAGACCUCCUGCUGAAAUCUCCACCCACAUCCACUUAGUUAAGUCUUUGGAAGCUGCCUCAGGCUCUUUGCCCCUUUCCCUCCAAGUUGCAGGGAGCUUUCUGCAUUGUCAGUUCUCCCUUGGCCUGCUAGCUGACUCGGGUUUCUGAAUGAGGAGGAGCUGCGGAGAUCAUGAUGCGUCAUUGUGGUGUUUCACCCCACCAGGUUGUGGCAGGUGCCGUAAGUGAGACAGUGGCUCAGAGGUUCUUCCAGGGAGUCCUGCAGUCCCAGCUCCUGCAAAUGUGAGUCCAAGCUUAACAUGGAAAGAGGGGUGAGCACCAAGCCUUGUCCUGCUUGGGGGAACUCGGAGACCUGCCUAAUAAGCCCAUGGCCAGAGUCACCCCCCCUCAUUCAUCCCUGUCUUCCUUGGCAGGUCAGAACGCGGCAUCCUUCUCUCGACAGCUGUCCUGACUGCCUUGGUAAGACACAUCCGCUCUCCUGCGCUCCUCCAGGAAUUGGUUGGGUUUGUGCUGGGAACCAAGGAAGAACCCGCAGUGCCCAAGGAUUCAGGCCACCAGCCGCAACACCACCUCUGCUCCCAACUGAUUGAGCGCUGCAACCACCUGUCUGAUGAGGUGAGCUGAAAUCCUGCUGGAAAGGUUCCACCUGAGCAGGAUUCCUGCAAGCGUCAGUGGGGAGAAAGGUGCAGCACGCAGCGGUGGCUCAGUGCUUGGGUCAGGUUGCCCUUAGGGGGCAACAGCUUGCUGGACCUCAGGCUGUUCAGGACUUCAUCUUGAUAAGACGGAGGUCUUCAAGCCUUUGAAGGCCAAGCAUCAGCGCUUCCUGGUGGGAAGCAAUCAAAAGCCUCAGAGCAUGUGCAGAGGACUUUUUCUGAGUCACAAAAACUGCCAUGCUCCCAGGAGUUUCAGAGCGGGGUUGGGGAUUAUGGGUUUUGUUGGGCUUGAGGUCUUCUCCCCACUUGUUGGGAACUUAUCCCUGGGGCGAUAGUGAUGACCAAAGACCACAGCAGGCCAAGGAGAUCCCAGCAUGGGGGACGGUUUUCCAGCCCUCCCCCUGCCCCCCGAACCUUCCCUUGCAAAAUGGAAACUCUCAUGGUGCCUUUGAGGCUUAGUGAACCCCAGGGAAGGAAUCAGGCUCAGCUCUGUAGGAGGAAAUGAAGCCUUCAGCAGCAGCUGAGGCUUCCCCAGGAUAGCAGUGAGCUCUGUGGUUGAAUCUCUACUCUACGUGGGGCUGUCCUUGAGACUGACCCAGAAACUCCAGCAGGUGCAGAAGGCCCGGCGAGACUCCUUACGGGGUCCUCACCGUGGGAUCACAUUCACCCGGGGCUAUACCAGUUGCACUGGCUCCCGGUGGAGUACAGGAUCAGGUUUAAGGUGCUUGUUUUUACCUUUAAAGCCCUAUACGGCCUAGGACCCUCAUACCUACGGGACCGCCUCUCCUGGUAUGUCCCACAGAGGCCACAGGGAGGUUAGGCUGGCCUCAACCAGAGCCAGGGCUUUUUUGGCCGUGGCCCCGACCUGGUGGAACACUCUGUCACAAGAGACUAGGGCCCUGCAGGACUUGACAUCUUUCCGCAGGGCCUGCAAGACAGAGCUGUUCCACCAGGCCUUUGGCCAAGGCACAGUCUGACCCCCUCCUUUGGUAAUCCUCACAGAACUCUAGCCCAAUGGUUGCCAUCAAUUUGAUUUUGAAUUGAUUUUAAAUUGAAUUGAUUUUAGAAUGCUGUGUUACUUUUAUUGUUGUUAGCCGCUCUGAGCCCGGCUUUGGCUGGGGAAGGCAGGAUAUAAAUAAAAACAACUUCUUCUUAUUAUUAUUAAUAUUAUUAAUAUUAUCUGCCAGGCCCCUUAGUAAGGUCAGAAAAGGAACCCCAAAAUGAUCAAGGGGAAGGAGCGACUCUCUUCUGUAGAGAGUUGCUCUUCUGCUUGGAUCCUGCUUGCAGGUUUCCCUUUGGGGCAUCUGGUUGGCCACUGUGAGAACAGGAUGCUGGACUAGAUGGGCCAUUGGCCUGAUCCGGCAGCCUCGUCCUAUGUUCAUGGCUUGAUCAAGAUGGGAAAUGACAGUCUGCAACCCCAAAACCCAGCAACUUGGUGCCCUUGUUCCUCAAUAGCUGCUCUUGCUUGUCUUGCUACCAACUGACCUUCCCUGCCGGCUGCCUGGAGUUUCUGCGGGUCUCCAAGGGGUGGCUCCAGGCUGCCUGAAGUGAGAGCUUCUCUCCCAGAAGGGAGGCUUCCCAUGGCCAACCCCUGACUUCCAUCUCCCUAUACCUUUUUCCAGGUGGCCGGAGGUGGUGGAACUCAGCAGCUUCCAGUGCUGGGAGCAGGGCCUCCUAGCGGGCUUUCCUGACUCCUUGCCCUUCUUCCCUCUUCCCCUCCAGAUCAGUAUGGCCACCCUGAGGCUGUUUGAGGAGCUGCUGUGGCUUCCGGAUCAACGUAUCAUGCAGCACCUGGUCCUGGACCACCUGGAGGAGCGCAGCUACCUCCUGAGAAGCCCACCUGGGCAGGAGGAGUCCCUUGCUCGUGAGCAGGAGCCCUGCGAGGAUGGGUUGUAAGUGAGAGCGGGAGAGGAAAGUUGGGGGACGGGGUCCUCGUCCAGGCCAGCCACUCAAUGCUUCUGUUCUCUGUCCCUGUAGAGAACUGGAGGAGGAUCCCUACUUCAUAGACGGGUUCCCAGGCACCAGCUUCCAGGUCUCUACCAAGCCGGGCGUCCCUGCCCCAAAGCAGCAAGCCCAGCCGGAGGACGUGAAGGAGGUGGUCAGCAGGUACGAAGUCAGGGCAGGGAGACCGGCUCACAAUACGUGAACAGCUUAACCGAACUCACAAGGCAGGCCUUCGCCAGACUCCUCCACCCCAGCCCAGCCAGGCUCAAGCAUUUCAGACAUGCUAGAUAACUCUGUGGGUCCCUCCCCCCAACUCUACAGUUCUAUGGUUCUUACUUCCAUGAGGGCCAGCCAGGUGUGGCUGUCCUGACCACUGCUGAUGGGAGUUGUAGUAGGCACAAGGUAGACAGGGGCUGCCAUCAAGGGAGCUAUGUGGCUUGGCCAUUUUACAGGAUUUUUUAAAAUGGCUGAGCAUUUUGGUUGGAGCUUGUAUGAUAUAUUAGGCAAACAACUUGGCUUUCUGCAGCCAGCUCGGUUUUUAACCCUGCCUGGAUUAUAUCUCUGCAAUGUAUAUACAGUGGUACCUCGGGUUAAGUACUUAAUUCGUUCCAGAGGUCCGUUCUUAACCUGAAACUGUUCUUAACCUGAAGCACCACUUUAGCUAAUGGGGCCUCCUGCUGCUGCCGCCACGCCGCCGGAGCCCGAUUUCUAUUCUCAUCCUGAAGCAAAGUUCUUAACCCGAGAUACUAUUUAUGAGUGAGUGGAGUCUGUAACCUGAAGCGUAUGUAACCCAAGGUACCACUGUAUAUAUAUAUAUGGGUUAUCUGGUCCAAACCCCUGCAGGAAUCACAGCUAAAUAAUCCCUGACACCUGGUCAUCCAACCUCUGCUUAAAAUCCCCAAGAGAAGGAAAGGGAACUGCCUAAACACCUGCUGCCAAAUGACAAAUCUGAAGAAACAUGAAUUGUGUAGGCUGUUUAUGUUGGCCAGAUUCAACAUGUUUCCCUCGGUGGUAGUGAGAGGAAGAUACUUAGCUAUCCCAGAAUCAGAGCGUCUCUGCAAAUGCAGAAAACAGGAACCCGAUACUCUAGAGCAUAUAUUCUUUUCCUGUGAUUUUGGUAGUUAUGCCAGAAAACAAUUAUUUGAGGCCCUAAAAGUUAAUAGACAGAUUUUUACACAACCAACUGUUCAGGACCUGCUGGCGGACAGCGAUGAUCAAAUUACUUUAAUAGCAGCUGAAUUUUUAAGUGCUGUCCAUGAAGAAAGAAUGGGCCAUGAUAAAGAGACUUAGUGGUUUUUAAUGGUAGGUGAUGUUGUUGUGUUGUAUUAUAUUAUCUAUGUACAUCGAUUUAUUUCUUGGAGUUAAGAAUAGGACUGGGAUAAAUUGUGUUCGCUGAGCCCGUAUUUUAUACAGUCUGUAUAUGAUGUUUGUUUGUUAGUGUGUGGUGUGCUAUGCCUAAUAAAGGAUGAUGAUAUAUAUAACACCUGCUGCCAUGUUAAGGUUCUUCCUAAUGCCGACCUCUUCCUAAUGCUGCUCUCUUCCUAAUGCUGACCCUCACACCUGUGUCCUGGGUCUCAGAGGCUUCUUUCCCCCCCAUCAUUGCCAUCCUCCUUCCUUCUUUCUCAGCUUCCUCUGCCUGGUUCCCAGUGAAGCAAAGACCUCUGCCUACCUGGAAGAGGCCGGGUAUGACACCUAUGUCCAUGAUGCCAGUGUGUUGGUGAGUCCCUUGUCUCCCUGCCUACCUGAUCUCUGCUGAUGUGUGAUACCUGGCGUUGUUCCCUGCUCCUGCGAUUCACAGCAUUUGAGUUCAUUCUCCUUUAUUGUCUCAGCUGGGCCCUGCAAGAGCCUCUCCUUAGCCCCUUCCCCUGCCCGCCCUCUUCCAUCCACCCCCUCCUCUUCUGUCAGUUCCAGGAAUGUUGUACCAAGGCGUCUCGCUGGCACUGGCCGAAGGCCCCUCGGCCCCUGGAGACCUGCUCUGCCAGCACCGGCUUCUACGAGGGCCGUUUCUUGGAAGUGCUCUUUGAACGGCUGAUGCGCAUCCUGGACCAGGUGAGGAUGGGAAAGGGAUCCUUGCUGGGAGUGGCCAGCAUCGCGAAGACCCUUCUGGUCUGGUGUUUCUGUGGCCUAGAAGCAGCAGGGAGCGACAAGUUUCAGGGCCUGCUUCCUUCUCUAGGAUGGAGCGCUAAGAUUCUCUACCAGACUGCCUCAGCGGGGGAGCUGGAAAGCUGGGCUCUGCUGUGAGAGGCCAGCUCCAUUUGGCCUCCUCUCCCCUCACCUGUCACCUGGAUGCAGCCAUUCCAUCAGGCAGUCUCAGGGGAAGAGAAAGUGGGAGCAGCAGGGCUCAUUGCAUCAGCUAUGCUGGAGGACCAGCUCCAUCAGCCGCCUCCUGCCCCUGAACUGGGCCACCUGGUCAACUAUUUAGAAAUCUCUGCCUGAGUUUUUGUUUUCCUCAUCCCUCCCUUUCCUUUUCCCCUUGUGUGUUGUGUCUUGUCUCGUAAGCCACUCCGGGAGCCUCUGGCUGAUGAGGAGGGUUCCCAAAUGCUCUAAAUAAAUACAGUGGUACCUCAGGUUACAUACGCUUCAGGUUACAUACGCUUCAGGUUACAGACUCUGCUAACCCAGAAAUAGUACCUCGGGUUAAGAACUUUGCUUCAGGAUGAGAACAGAAAUCGUGUUCCAGUGGCGUGGUAGCAGCAGGAGGCCCCAUUAGCUAAAGUGGUGCUUCAGGUUAUGAACAGUUUCAGGUUAAGAACGGACCUCAGGAACAAAUUAAGUACUUAACCCCAGGUACCACUGUACAUAAGAGGGAUGGGGAAGUGAAUAAUGAUCAUCAAGUGAGCUGUGCAUAAGCAAGCUGCUGGCUAGCUCUGUGGAGGCUCCUUUUAUUGGCACAAUAUGCAAAACCAGUCAGAUUUUGGACUGUGACCUUUACACAUCUUCCAAUCCUGAGAUCAUGGGGUGGUACAAAGUUAUUCUGGCACCUGUUUCUACCGCGUCAUUUUCCCCUGGCACAGUGUAUGACGAAGGAGACAAAGAUCACAGACAGGGCAUGGCAGACCACUAAGAAAGCAAAAGGUUAGAUAGGUGGCAUGAUGUUCAGACAGCUGAGGCUGCCUGUGGGCGGAAGUGUGCUUCACACCCAGCGAUCAUCCCUACAGGGAAGGCCUUGAAAUGCCACCUUGCAGCUGGGGCUCAUUCCAUAACACAACAAAAAGGUCUUGGUUGCAGAGAGCAAGUGCAGAAUGUCGUGGGUGGGGGGAAUCGCUUCUCUCCUGCUCUCUUCCCUCCCCCUCCGGUGACCCUCUAUGCCUGGCUGUUUAUGCAGGCUGUGAAUGACGCCCCACAGUUGAGCCCUCUGCUCCUCUUCUUAUUCCUCCCUUGCAGCCCUACGCGGUGAACCUGCAGGUGACGUCGGUGCUGUCCCGCCUGGCUCUCUUUCCCCACCCUCACCUCCACGAGUACCUCCUGGAUCCCUACUUGCCUCUGGCCCCCGGCUGCAGGACCCUCUUUUCCGUCCUGAUCAGGGUAAUGUCUAGUCUUGGCAAGGCAGGCGGGGAGAAAUGGGGAAUGCUGCCUGGGGAAGAAGGUGCCUUUUGGGGUGUCCUGUGCCUCUAAGCUAAGGGGAGCCCUGUCGUUCCUCCCCCAGCGCCUCCUCUCCACCUGACUUGGGAGGCCUGACUCACAAGCGGCCCCACUGGUUUCUCCUCCUCCCAGGUGAUUGGAGACCUAAUGCAAAGGAUCCACCGGAUACCAAACUUCCCCACCAACUUGCUGCUGGUCCGGAGGGGGCUGAUGGGGCUGGUCCCUGCUGAAGAACAACAGUGAGUGUUGGGGGGACACGACACACAGGUUGAAAGGGCUGGUGCCGACCUCCAGUUUGGAGAAAAGGAAAGGUAAAGAAGAGGCUGCAUGAGAUGAGGGAACCCUGAAAUGAUAGACCGCAUGCAGCAAGUGAAUAGAGAAAAAUGAAGCUGAAUGAUAAAAGAAAGGACUUCUUUGCACAGCACAAACUAUGGAACUCCCUUCCACAGGAGGCAGUAGUAGCCACCAACUUGGGUGGACUUAGAAGAGGAUUAGACAAAGUCAAGAAGGAGGAGAGGGCUGUUGAUGGCUGCUAGCCAUGUGAGUGGCAAGCCCGGGAGGGCCAAUUGCUCAGCAAUUUCACCCUCUUUGUUGUGCUGCUGUUCCCAGAAGGUUCUGCCCUGUCAUUAGGUCUGGAUUAUUGUGUUGAGCGCAGGGACUUUUCAGUUUAAAGGAACGGCCAGUAAGGGCUCAUCCACACGUAACUUUUGCCCUGCGCUUUCUAGGCACAGGCCUGCACUUUCCUGCUUCAUGUCUGAGCACUUUUUCCAUUUUCUUUGCCCUGCCUACAGCAUGGCCCAAGAAAACCUGCUUUUGAUGCUGAAUCAGGGUGGCGCUGUGGGUUAAACCACAGAGUCUAGGACUUGCCGAUCAGAAGGUCGGCGGUUUGAAUCCCUGUGACGGGGUGAGCUCCCGUUGCUUGGUCCCAGCUCCUGCUAACCUAGCAGUUCGAAAGCACGUCAAAGUGCAAGUAGAUAAAUAGGUACCGCUCCAGCGGGAAGGUAAACGGCGUUUCCGUGCGCUGCUCUGGUUCGCCAGGAGCGGCUUAGUCAUGCUGGCCACAUGACCCGGAAGCUGUACGCCGGCUCCCUCGGCCAAUAAAGCGAGAUGAGUGCUGCAACCCCACAACCUAAUGGUCAGGGGUCCCUUUACCUUCACCUUUAUAGAACAAAUGGCAAUCUGGGUUUUCCAUGAAAGAGGAGGCUUUUGCAGGGAAAGGGGCGAGGCAACAUGAUAGACGUUUACGAAAUCAUGCAUGGCUUGGAGAAAGCAUUUAGAGAAAAGUUUUCCUCCCUCUCUCAUAAAACAGCCUUGUGGGCAUCCAAUGAAGCUGAGGGCUGGACAGUUAAAAGGAAGGGUUUCUCACGCAGUGCAGAGUUGAACUUUGGAGCUUGCUCCCAAAGGAGGCAGGGGUGGAUGGCUUUAAAAGAGGAUUGGGCAAAUCCAUGGAGGAUUAUUAAGCAAUCAUUGGCUCCUAGCCAGGAUGGCUCUUUUGUGCCUCUACAGUCGGAGGCAGGAAUGCCCCUGAACACCAGUUGCUGGAAGCCACAGGAGGGGAGAGAGGGCUCUCGUGCUUGAAUCUUGGCUUGCGGGUUUCCCACAAUGGGCAUCGGGUUGGCCACUGUAAGAACAGGAUGCUGAACUAGAUGAGCCCCCUUUGGCCUGAUCCAGCAGAGCCAUCUUAUAUUCAGGCACAUUCCAAACUCUAAGGCAUGGUGUGGGGGCACAACCAGACCUGUCAUUUUUAUAUUCAUCUAUUCCUUUCACAGUCUGAUUAAUAAUAAUAAUAAUAAUAAUAAUAAUAAUAAUAAUAAUAAUUUAUUAUUUAUACCCUGCCCAUCUGGCUGGGUUUCCCCAGCCACUCUGGGCAGCUUCCAACAAAAUAUUAAAACACAAUAGUCCAUCAGCCAUUAAAAGCUUCCCUAAACAGGGCUGCCUUCAGAUGUCUUCUAAAAGUCUGGUAGUUGUUUUUCUCUUUGACAUCUGGUAGGAGGGCGUUCCACAGGGCAGGUGCCACUACAAAGAAGGCCCUCUGCCUGGUUCCCUGUAACUUGGCUUCUCGCAGCGAGGGAACCGCCAGAAGGCCCUCAGCGCUGGAUCAGACGGAGCUGCACAGACCAUAGAAUCAUAGACUUGUAGAGUUGGAAGGGACCCCAAGAGUCAUCUAGUCCUUCCCCAUGUGAUGCAGGAAUCACAGCUAAAGACUCCCUGACAAAUGACAAUCUGCAUGGAGGAAAUGAGACUGACCUGUAAAGGAGGCAGUCUUUGGUUUAAGUCUCCCCUCCAGCAAGCUCCUGUCCUCCUGGGCGUGACACUGGCCUCCUCUGCUAGGGUUGCAAAGGACUCAGAUAGUGCAUAUAUGAUGAAGGUGUUUAGCAAAUGUAAAGUGCUGUCGUUCUUGAGAAGCAGAAGUGGGGAGGUGAGCAAUAGGAAAUGAGGGCAAGGCCGCUUCCUCAGCCUCACAUGCCUGCUUCCUUACAGGAUCGGCCACCGUACCCUCCUGGAGGGGGUGGUUGUCCUCGAAGAAUUCUGCAAGGAGCUGGCGGCCAUCGUCUUCGUCAAGUCCAUGCGCGAGGUCCCCGCCUGACGUUCCAAGGAGCGCGCUGCCCCUUUUGGAUCCCACACUUCUCAAGGGACAGAUGCACAGCUGGGGUCUGGCAAGGGCAUUUGUGGCAACCCUAGAGGGCCCUUUGCAGCCUCGUGAGAACCGGGCUGCAGCCGUCGCUGGUUGCCUUCAUGCGGGGAGAGCAGAGGCAGGCCCCCUGUGCUUGAAGGGCUGCCCAGGAGCCCCAUGCCCAGUCCCUAGAGCCAAAGUCUCAGAAGUCAGGCUGUGACAAGGCGAGACCUAGCUCUUCCUGAGGUCGAGCGUGUGGUUCCUCACAAAGCCAGAAGUGCUCUGCCUUCUCCCUCAGAAGUCUCUCGCCUUGGCUCCAGUUGUGAUUUCAGAGCAUGAUGGCUCCCUUCCUCCCUGCAGGAGCCUGGAGCCUGCAUGUGGCACCUCAGGGCAGUCUGGUACAGAAGAUACUAAAGGCUCCUCCUGGACUUUCUGGGUUUUUAAUCUCUGGCUUGUUUUAUUUAAUGUUUGCCCAAUGGGAAAGUGGGGCAGGCAGGGUGACCGAAAGCUGCUUUGUGAAAGGAAGAAUCUUCCUACUAUCCAUGGCUGGGCGUUAGGGGUUGUGGGGCCUCCUGCCUCGAUUCUGACCUUCUCUGCAGGCUGCAAAGGCCAGGCCAAAGAGGGGGAGACACUAUUUGCUCCUAACCACAGCAGACGUUGUUUUCUUCUGCUCCUUUCCGGAUUGAUCUGUCCAGUCUGAACUCCUCAGGAAAAGAGCCCUUUCCCUUUCGUUUUUACUUUCUAUUCUAACAGAGUUUCUGCUAGCCUUCCUGUCUUCAGCUGCAACUUAACCCCUUCCCAAAGAGCCUCUCUCAAUGUUGGUUCCCCAGAUGGCGUUGGACUACAGCUCUCCUCAUCCUUGGCUUGCAGGACCAGUUGUCAGGGAUUAUGGGAGUUGUAGUCCAAUAGCACCUGGAGACCCAAGGAUGAGAGAGGCUGGGUCACAGGGUGGAAUAGGACCUGGGAGGCCAGGGUUCGAAUCGCCACUCAGCCAUCAUGAAACUAACUGGGUGUGAUCUUAGGGCAGUCACUGCCUCUCGGCCUCGCAGGGUUGUUGUGGUUGGGAUUAUAUGAGAGAAGAACCACAUGGGCCGCCUUGAGCUCCUUGGAGGAAAAGGUGAGCUAUUCGUUUCAAUACGCAGUAUGUAAAUAAAUAAAUGCCACCACCAGCAGCCCUGGCUGGGACAGGCUCCACCCACCAUGGCCAGGCACAGCGUCCAGUCCAUUGUUGGUCUAAAGACUCUUUUCAAGUGCAAUACAUGUGAGGAGGGAAUCUGCCCCCCCCCUCCGUAAGCUGGGGCGCACUUGGUGUCUCCACACUGCAGCUACAGAUUCUCUGCUUCUACUCUGAUGGGUUUCUUACUCGUGCCUUGAAAUAAAUAAUCUGUGGUAAACAUCCUGGCUUUGCUCACGCUCAUGUUUAGGACCUGUGGGAAGUCGCUGAGCCCCCUUUUCUCAUUUACAAACAAGAACAUGCAGAAACAGUAGAACACGAGGGGAAACUGGCCUUUUUAAUUUUAUUUUUACCAAUCCUGGCUGGAUUCAACAAGGCUGCAAAUCAUCCAUAAAGGUGGCAAGAGCUCUAAGCUCCUCCUGUCAAGGUCCUUUUUCUUGCAGCUGUGGGGAAAACCCAGAAGCUGGGCACUGGGGGGGCGGCAUGCACAGGCAUUGCCAUGCUCCUGGUGCGGAAAGGUGGAAGAAUCACAGCUGUGAGCUGGCACUCUGGAGCAAGAAAAGGUUAAUACUCCUGGCCAGUUCCAGAGUUCAGGCGCCAUCAAGCCCUCAGCUGUUGUGUCGUUUCCUGCAAAGGCACAAUGCAAGGUGCCCUCUGUGGCACCACAGACUCCCAGCGUCCCUCAUUCCAGCAAACAGCGAGCAUUUUUGGCCCAUCUGAGGCUCCUCCAGGGUUCCUUGCCUGGCCCAAAGUACACACCUGGGGCCAUCCCGUAUCUCGACAGGGGGGUGGUUCAGCUGUGAAUGGGGACAAAGGACACCUCAUCAAGCCUCUGCAGGAUCCGGCUCCGCAGGGCCUCAUCCUCCACCUUCCGCCAGAGGAAGGCUCCACUCUGCAACGCCGGGGGCGCUUCAUCCAGCCACCGUCCCUUGUCGCCUACAGCCGCCAUGAUGUUGAAGCAGAUCCCAUCGCUCUGCCCGGGCUCCUUCCCGAGAUGCUGGACCCCAAGCAGGCCUUGGAUGCGGACGGGCACCUGGGGGUGUGGCAGGGAGUCCUGGAGUAGGCGCUGGAUGGCCCCCAGGAGCCUGUGGCCCAGCUGUGAGGGAGCCAGGCCGCUUGUGGCCAGAGGAAGGCCCGGAGCCCCCGCUGUCCCCUGAAGCACCCACAAGUCACCACUGCUGCCAACGCAGACAAGCAGCAGCCGCUGGCAGAUGAAGGCGCAAGGCAGCUCCACGGGCAGCGUUCGCGGGUGGGCCGGGCUGGCUUGGUACCGCAGAGCCAGCUCUAUUAAGGGCAAGAUGUCCCGGGAACGCAGAGGCAGGGAGGGCGUCUCCCUGUUCCACCACUGGGCCUGCAGGGAUUCUGCGUCAGCUUCCUGAAGGGUCUUCAAGGCACCACCUGGAAGGAAGAGGGAAGAUGCCUGGGGUUAGGUGGGAGUCGAGACAAUUGUGCCAUGUGUGUGCACCCACAAGGAUGGAUUUUCUCGGCUAUAUGCCAGCCCGAUCCAGGGUUCACUUUCCUUGGAAUGCUCAGUGGAGACUGGUGUUUUUAGGAUACACGUGAAGGCCAUUACCUUGCAGAGAAACUUGUUCAGCAAACCUCUAAUUAGAUUGUAGCCCUCACUGGGUCCAAGACCCCAAGAAUCAGGAGGGACUCAUCCAGUCUGACACCCCCACCCCAAACACACUCCAGAUGUUCAGAAGUGGCCUUGGAACACGGCCACACCGGGACACCCUACUUCUUGCCCAGUUUAAUGCUUUGUCCUUCACUGGGGAAAGGAAAAACACGGAGCCCCAGCUUUGAGAAGAGAUUUGUGUUUGCAAAGGCGCUGUUAGGGCCCAGCACUUUUGCCCUGGGUCCCAGAUCUCCUGCCCAUCUCCUGGGUCCCUUCUUAAUAAGACUUACAGGGCUGGUGAUAACGCUGAAAGGCCCAAGGCCAGCGAGAACUCAGGCCAGUGGUUUCCACAGUGGGUGGUAAUGCCCCUUGGGGGGGAGGCGACAGGAUUACCUGGGAGGAUCCUAAGAGGCAAUGAGGGGGGCGAGGGGGGCCCUCUGAGGGCACUGAUGGCUUAUUUAGGAUUGACCAGGCUGGCACCUCAAGUGAAACAUCUUCCUUACCUCGUAUUUACUGCUCUUACUGCUUUCAAAGCUAUUUUCUUUGGUCACAUUUGUUCAUCUUUAUGUUUCUAAAUUAUCACAAGUCGCCAGAUAGCCAAUUAUUGCUAACAGCUAUUAAUUUUCUUAUAGUUACUGUACAUCUGUGAAGCUUUGUGUAUGUUUGGGAAGUACAUAAAUGCAGACAUUUCAUACUAUAAAUUUCCCUCAUCUGUAUGUUUUUGUUAGUAAGAAUGUAUAAAAAUACUUUUCAUGCAAAAAUCUUCGUUGUAUAUAUAUUUUAAGCUGCAAUGUUGGAUCAGAGCAUGUGUUUAUUUUUUUGAAUAAAUGUUUAACUAAU
Podarcis lilfordi (Lilford's wall lizard) is the source of this 23591-nucleotide messenger RNA. The record is from the annotation of a GenBank genome assembly. NCBI's taxonomy places the organism in Eukaryota, Metazoa, Chordata, Lepidosauria, Squamata, Lacertidae.